Messenger RNA from Pollicipes pollicipes, 1652 nucleotides. RefSeq lists its product as uncharacterized. NCBI's taxonomy places the organism in Eukaryota, Metazoa, Arthropoda, Thecostraca, Pollicipedomorpha, Pollicipedidae. The transcript has 9 exons. Bases 75 to 1457 code for a protein of 460 amino acids. The record is from RefSeq and is a predicted model, not a curated record.
GAGCUGCAGGUGCACUUCAGUCGCAAAGAACGUGAUCUGAAAGCACUUCGCUGGGAUCGUCCAACGCCAAAGAGAUGUUGCUGAGGACGUUCGUCAUCAGUCUGCUGCUGUUGCAAUGCACCGGGCUGUUUCAAGAGCUGGACAGCACUGAUUAUCUAACAGCGCUGUCGGACGGGGAGCCGAUGCCAGCCGGCAGCAUCGAUGACCUGAUCAGGAAGCUGCUGGAGCAGCUUCGCGCCAACAUGUCGCAGGGCUUCCCGCAGUGGGGCGUCCCACCGCUGGACCCGCUGCAUAUCGCCAACAUUCCGAUCGCCAUCGACGAGUCUGGCAUCAGUGUGCACGCGAACAUCACGGACGGUGACGUCACCGACCUGUCUCAGUUCGUCAUCGAUAAAGUGCACGUCAGUCUGCUGACGCUGAAGGCACAACUGGCGCUGAGUCUGUCCGACAUCAAGCUGGUCUGUAACUACUUCCUGGAGGGCCUGAUCGCCGACCUGUUCCCACUCUACGGCUCUGGUCCGUCCAGCGUGGCUCUGAGCAACAUCUCCCUGAGCGUGAACGCCGACCUCAACCUCAACCGCACAGACGGCCACGAGCACGUGCAGAUCGCCACCAUGGACUUCGACUUCCACGUGAACGCCAUGGACAUUCAGAUCCAUGACCUGUUCGACAACGACGACCUGGCGACCGUGAUUGACGGGUUCGCUGACGACAUCGGCCCUCUGCUGAUCGACAUCCUGGUAAACGACACGAGGCGCGACCUGCUGCCUGCCAUCAUCGAACAGCUGAACGACCUGCUCUGGAACGUCACCCUACCGAUCCUGGCCGAGCCGGAGCCGCAGCCGGAGAGCAGAGCUCUGGUGCCUGCGCUAACCAGCACUGCCAACGCCAACUCGUUCUUCGAUCGGCUGAUCCCGUACCUGCAAAACUACAUCAAGUCCAAUAAGCUGGAUCCGUUUCCCCUGCCAGAAUUCGAUGUAACGGCGGCCGGCACCGGUGUGAAGCUGUACCAGGGCUCGCUAACGGGGCUGUCAUCCUGCGGACGCAACGGCGACUCCCAGCUGGCUUACGACGAGGCUGAGUGGUUGUCUGUCAGCUCGGGGAUCGGCUUCCAGCAGAUGUCGGCCGGCUACACACUCAAGAUCGAAGUCUUCGGCAUCGGGCCGCACGUCACCGCCGAGAUCACACUGAGCAACACCAAGGCGCAGUUCGCUGCCCAGAUCUCGUCCAAGUCGCUGGCCAUCAAACUCACCGAUCUCAAGAUCUCCGAUAUCGGGGGCGUGAGCGUGAAGAUCCGCGGACUCGGGAUAUGGGAGUUCCUCCUCGAACCCAUCGUCGACGUCAUCGUCGAUCUCUUUAAGGGCCAAAUAGCUGAUGCUGUGUCUGGUGCCCUUUUCAGCACACUGGAUGAUGUACUCUCUAAAAUUGAUCUUCUUUCUAUUCUGGAAAAUCUCUAAUGUGGACCCUGAAGUCCUUUCUUAUGUAUACUUUCAAUUUUCUGUCUUGGAAAUGAAGAAAUCGUUUGUUAUUUGCGCUUCCAAUUCCUUCACUUAAAUUACUUCUGUUUUUAACUUAUUGACUGCAUCCGUAAGCGGGCAUCUUUUAAAUCUGUACAUCGCUUAUGCCAAAUAAAUGAGUAAAUAAUUGAUUAA